Molecule: messenger RNA, 1588 nt
Organism: Saprolegnia parasitica CBS 223.65
Lineage: Eukaryota; Oomycota; Saprolegniomycetes; Saprolegniales; Saprolegniaceae
Exons: 3
Coding region: 1-1518 (505 amino acids)
Biological process (GO): calcium ion import across plasma membrane
Cellular component (GO): membrane
Molecular function (GO): monoatomic ion channel activity
Source: RefSeq, a predicted model, not a curated record
AUGGCCGACGCCUUCUCCCACGAAGCGUUCCGGCGCAGCCUCCAGCGCGACUUUGACCUGUCGGCUGCGAUCGCCGAGCUCAAGAAAUGCCUCGCCCAGCCACGUCAGGUAUUUGAUGUCUACAACGGCCUCGACGACGACGUGAGCCACACGCCGCUCUUCUACAUCCUCGACGCCGACCCGCGCGUCCAGCGCAAGCUCGACCCCACGCAGCUCUUGCAGCAUCCCGUGCUCCGCCAAGUCAUUGCAAUGAAAUGGCAGAACUUUGGGCUUCGGCGGUACGCCGAACAACUCGUCAUGUACACGCUCCUGCUGCUCUCGAUGGCGCUCACGACCACCGAGUCGUACGCACCGGCGUUCAUCGCCUUCGAGAUUGCACUUGUGCUCGUCUACGUGGCGUGCCGAGGCUUGCGCUACCCGACGCGGCACUGUUUUGCGAUGGCGACCGCCUUUCUUGUCGCCGUCGUCGUCGCCACGCUCCCGCCGGCGCUCGAGGCCCAUGCGUCACCUGCCGUCCUCGCCACCAUUACGCACCUCGUGCUGCUUCUCUCGGCGCUGUACUUUUCUAUCUUUGAGCUCAACGAGAUGUUUGCCGAGGUCGACCCGACCAACCGCGAGCUCGACUUGGGCUGUGCCAGCCCCAUGCUCAAGAAGGGCCUCUACUAUGCGCUCUUUUGCCCGAUUUCGGUCGUUGUGCAAUUCGUGUUGCUGCUCGUCGGUGCGAGCGACGCCAAGUACUUUGCGGCGUCGGAUUUCAAUAAAUUGCAGCUGCCAGCGUUUCUGGCCACUGGCGUCGUCGCGGGCUGUGCGCUGCACGGCAUGCAUCUGCGUUCGCUGAGCCUCUCGCUCCAGCUCGUGCUCUGGGUGCUCUCGCUGCAGUACUUUGAAGUCCACGCCGUCCUUGGCGUCUACGUCCACCUCCUCAAGCGCAUGGUGCGUCAAGUGCUCGCAGUUCUUGUGCUCUACGUACCAUGCCACGUUGGCUUGACGCUCGGCUACACGCAACUCUUUCAGCACGCGAACGAACCGGCGUACAAGUCGCUGGCGGAGUCGAGCCGGUCGACCUAUCUCGUGCUCGUUGGUCAUUUUGAUAUCGGGCCGUUUGAACGCCUUGGCUCGACGCUGGGCUACGCGCUGCUGCUGACGCAUGCCACGAUCGUGCUGCUUCUGCUCGGCAACAUGCUCAUGGCGACGAUGGUCUCGGCGAUCAACCACCCGCUGGCACAGCAGGAGGCCCUCGUGAGUCUGGCCGAGUGCGUGCUCCGGAGUGAAAAAGCCGCGGGGCUCUCCCGGCUCGAGGCCAUGUCGGUCGAAGACGAGCGCCGCCUCUUGCUCUCGCGUGUCGACAGCGAGGCGUACGUUGCGAUUGCGAUCGAGGAAGGCCCGUCGCUGCACGAGCAUGUCGCGGCACUACGCUCGGAGCUCGCAGACGCGCGCGCGAUGCAGGCCGCGUCGCAAGCCACGCUCGAGCAAUUGGUGGCACUCGUGCAGACGUGGAAAAAGGACAAGUCGUCGUGAUUUUUUUGAUAGAAAUAUUAUUCUUGCUGGGACAUGAGGACGAACUAUUUUCGAUCCGGUUCACGAAAUA